Molecule: messenger RNA, 7026 nt
Organism: Meleagris gallopavo (turkey)
Lineage: Eukaryota; Metazoa; Chordata; Aves; Galliformes; Phasianidae
Source: RefSeq, a predicted model, not a curated record
UGUCAGGGUGUCCUGAAGCACAUGGCACCGGGUGGAUCGUCAUAGAUUUGUGCAGUCCGUGGGAUGGGCGGCAUCCUGUGAUGAUGUGCUUAGGGCACGCUCUGCAGCAGCUCACAUUGCGUUAUCAAAUGUUCUGGGGGUGGUGGGAACUGGCACAGGUCCUCCUCCCUCUGCUUGGUCCCUGUGCUCCAUCCCCCACAUCUUGAGCAAGGGACAGACUCUUGAGAUGUGUCUUCUGCCACGCGAGGAACAGCAUUGCCAGGAUUUCCCUCCGUGCAUGUGAGACAGAUCCAGCCUGUCCUUAGUGAGGGACCCCCUCAUGGCACCACUGUGCCUGAGCCCAGGUGACACCUUUCUUGUCUGCUGUGGGAUCUCCUCUUUGGGCCAUCCCAAUGGGGGCAAGAGACCACCACACGCGCAUAUGUGGCUCCAGGUUUGCCAACAUGCUUAGGGUCAGCUCUGAGAUGUGAUACUCCUGAUGCAAAGCUUUUGCUGGGAGCACAGGGUCAGCACCGCAGCGUGUGGGAAUGGCUGGCCAGGAAACUCCUGGGCGUGUGUCUUUCCUGCUAGAGCCUCUCAACUGAGUCAUCCUGUGAGAUGUUGUGCUGUUUGUGCUGGGCUCCCCGCACCUCCUGUGCCCUGGGUAUAACUGUCCGGCUCCCGGGGCAGGGAACCAGGCCCUUCUUCUAUGGCCAACGUUUGUUUUGCUUUUGGGUUUGGCUUUGCUGCCUGCCAAAAGCUGAGCUGUGUGGUGAUCCUCUUGGGGAAAAGGUCCCGGAGAUAAAAUGAGGGAAAUGUUGCACCCAAAGGAGAGGAUGAAGUGGGUGAAGUUAUAACUCAGAGUGGCUCCAGUAUAAGGUGCUGCGUGUGGAAGAGCAUCUGAGCUGCUGUGCUGGUGUCCUGUUUCAUCUGAGCCUGCUCUGCAUUGAUGAGGUGGGAGAGGGAGGCUCUGGGAGCAGUGCCAGCAGCAAGCCAGGUGUCAGGCUAUCUAGUAAAACACAUCUAGGAAAUGGGGCUUGUGGCAGGCUAUAAUGCAGGCGGGUUUGGCAGAGGAACAAGCAGGCAACCCCUUCCUGACCCUGCUGCCGCUGCAGAGCCGGAGAGCUCAUUGCAGGGGGUGAGGGAGUGUUGGGCAUGGUGCCUCUGAUAGCACAGAACCUCCCAGGGACUGCGGGCAGCCGAGCAGCUGCACGUUCCCUGAUGACUGCUGAGGUUUGCUCUGGGGAUGAUGCUCUGCUGGUUAUGGGAGAGCUGCCCCUGGGUGAGCACGAGCUACCAUAGGAGCCCUGGAGGGAGAUGGGUGAUGGACAAGGCACCGAGGAGCUGUGGGGGUGUUUACAACUCCAAUUCCUGUCCCCUCUUCCUGCUGUGUUUUGUUGCUCCAGGCUAUUGUCACUUUUCACAGGAAGGAAGAAAGAAGUGUUUUGUUUUAAACCCAUUAAUCGGAGAGCAGUCUGGCUCUGCCACUGGCUGUGGUGGGGUGGCAGAUUGCACCUGUGAGGACAAACCUUGAGCUUGUUGUGUUUUCCUUGUGAAAUCGUACCCAGGAGGCUCCUGGUCCUAUUUCCUGCUGACUCUUGGUUGUUUGGGGUUCCCCUCCUGUGUCACUCGUGAUAUAUGGGGAUGCUACAGGGGCUUGAGAGGGAAGAGAAGAAGCUAUAGGCUGCUUGUAGUCCUUUUGCUGAGAGAUGCCUACAUGCCUACAGUUGUGCCUGCAGGAGCCCUGACAAAUAACCAGUGAGCUCCCAGUUUCACCAGUGCCUACCAGUUUCCCUGAACUGGGUCUCAGGCUGUCUCAGAAAACAUAGCCAAGCUGAGAGCCCUACUUUCAGAAACAACCUUGCUGGGGCAUCUGUAUGGGUGCUCGUGGCUUUGCUGGUGCCAGGCCACUGCUAACAGAGGAGGCUGGGCUGCCUUCUGCUCUGCUUGGCUCCGACCCAGCUUCUGGGACAAAGGCUGGAGUGUUUCCACUGCUGAGAGCUUCGUGCGGAUGCCUGGAAAGCCGCAGGCUGCCAGCACCUGCUCUGCAGGAUUGCAGAGCCCACUUGGAGCCUUCCUCCGAAAGGGACAGAUGGAGUGGCAGCAACCCAGGGCUCCUGCUGCCAAAACUUGGAGGCUCAUCUGUCCUCAUGGAGCUUGAAGUCCUGGCUGCUGCUCUGGGUGCUCCUCGUGGUGAGAUGGUGACAUUUGAAGGGGCUUCAGCUGGUCCCUUGGAAAGGCAGGGAAUGGCCUAACCUUUCUCCUGUCCUUCCCUUUUCCAGCUGGCUGUCCUGGAGGACUACGCAGACCCCUUUGAUGCUGCGCAGGUGGCUGGUAGUCAGGCAGGGGUGGAGAAGGUGACAGAGAAUGAUGGGUAUAUGGAACCGUAUGAAGCCCAGAAGAUGAUGGCUGAGAUCCGCCAGAAAGGCUUACGGGAGGCUCCAACCCGGCCACUUCACCUCUACGACACUCCCUAUGAGCCCAUCUCUGGAGGGCUGGAUGUGGAUACUGACCGCCCUGCCUGCCCCAGGCCUAGGGAAUCUCGGUUGCCUGAGGAUGAUGAGCGGCCGCCAGAGGAGUACGACCAGCCCUGGGAGUGGAAGAAGGAGAGGAUCUCCAAAGCCUUUGCAGUUGAAAUCAAGGUCAUUAAAGACCUGCCGUGGCCGCCACCGGUGGGACAGCUCGACAGCGGCGAAACCCCCCCGGACAGUGAGGCCAGUGCCUCUGUCCCCCCGCAGCACGGCCUGCAGAGCUACGAAGACGCCAACGGGCCAUCAGAGGGGCUGGGCUAUGGCCGCACCUCACCCUGCAGGGAGGAGAAGGCCAGGGCUGCCCUCAGACAUGGUACCAGCAGCCUCAAGGGCACCAAGGCAUUGAGCACGGAGCCUGGUCCCUUCAUUGGGGAGAGGAUUGACCCUGCGCUGCCCCUGGAGAGCCAGUGGAGCAGCCAGGGCUUCAUGCACAUGAAACUAUCCCGGACCCAGGAGAACAAGUACGUGCUGGGUCAGCACAGCCCGCCCUUUGACAGCGUGCCAGAGAUCAUUCAUCACUACGCCAGCCGCAAGCUGCCCAUCAAGGGGGCUGAGCACAUGUCCUUGCUUUACCCGGUGGCUAUCCGCACUCUAUAGCUGUCACCAUGCACGAGCCGAGCUCGAAGCUGUGUGGACCUGAAGGUGGCCCAUCUGCAGGGCCAAACGCUGCUGUAGUGGACGGACACCAGAGCAGUGAGCUGGGCACAGAUGGUGUUACUGGGGACUUUGGCAGCUGGACUCCUCAUCAUGCUCUCACCUGGUGUUUCUGUGCGCCAGUGUGCCUGCUGGGAUGGCAACAGGGAGAAGGAACUGAGUGGGAGCAUCCUUUUGCUGCCCUCGUCCCCUUGGGAAGGAAGAAAUGGAACUGGUGCCUCGGAGAGGACAUGAGGGGAGCAAGGUGCAGGAAAGGGGGGAGGAAAUAUCCUGGGAUGUCUCCUGAGGGUACCUGGCUCUGCCCAUGUCCUGCGCAACAGAGAGGACACCCUGUGCCUGCUGGUGAGGAGGCCGGUGCUGUCACAGUGAGGCACAGAGGGGUAGGCUGCUGGGGCUCCCACCCGUGUGGGUGCUUGGCGCUCCUCGCCUUCAUUUGCCAAAUGUACAUAGGAACUGGUCAGAGCUGCGCAUGCAGCACCGCUGCAGAAUAAAGCGAUGGAUGCACGGUCACCUGCUCUGCAGGGACUCUGUACCCUCACCCCAAAAGCUGGGUGGGGAGCUGGCACGACAAAACUCUGCUAAACAGCAGGGAGGGGAUUUUAUUAAGCAAAAUUACUUCAUUUUUCACUCUCGCGUACAGAGACCUGAGUGGUUCAGCACAAUCAUCAGUGACACAGGACAGAAGACAGCUUUCAUGUCCUGAGGGUGUCUUUGAGAUCCUUUAUGGGUGGCAGUAAGCUGGGUUUGCCUGUUAUGCCAGGCUGAGGGAGAUGCUCUUGAGGCUCUUUGGCAUGUUUUGCUUCACCUCUUGUAAACCUUAAGCAAAAUCCUUGAAUUUCACAGGUUUGUUCUCUUCCCCUGGAUGUGUAGUGGCUCUAGUCCUAUUUGUCUUCCGGACACCUUGUCUCUGGGGCAGGUUGUUUCUCUUCUUCCUAUGUCUGAAAUUACAUGCUCCCAGGACAAAGCUGAUCCUGCUCCUUUGCUGGGAUGGUGGAGAUGGUCCGUGAGGACUUUGUGCAAGCUCUGAGAUUUUCUACACUCAAUCCAUAGCUGAGGAAUUGCUGCCUCAAUGGCCUGUCACGGAUUUGGGCUGCUGUGGGGGCACAGGCUGCAUGCUGAAUGAAGCCUGCAGAAGCCGUGGUACUUUGUUCCCCGAUGUUCAGCCUCCACCACUCCUUAAAAGGCUGUGGUUUGAGCUUGUCUCGGGCAUUUAGUGUCUCCUUACAGCAGUGUUUGGCUGCUGGCAGCCCUUGGCUGCCUCUCCCCAGCCCAAAGAGGCACCUUGUCCAGUGGGGAUGGAGCGACUCUGGCUGGAGGGUUUUUCUCCUGGUACUGCUUCUGUGAGUACCAGUGCAUGCAAAAAGGGUUGGAGGUGCUGGAAUGCAUCUGCAGAGAUGCUCUUAGGUGCCCUUGCUGCAUUGAAAAGGCUUUAACAGGCUCUUGCUUUGUCUUGCUACUGCCUUCCUAGUGACUGUCAAGAAAAGCAGAGGCCACUUGAAUCCAUGCAGUCAGGGAAGAAAAGUACAGGAGAGCCUCACCAUGUGUUCUGGGUUGUUUUUCUCCCUUGAGAAAUGAUGGCAAAGAGCAAAGUGGCUGGCAGCUGCCUGCACCAGCGUCCUGACAGUGAAAUCCCACCUAUGUAGCCUGGCUGCAUAUUAGGUGUCUCUGCCAUGCACAGAGCAGCUGGAUCUGGCUUAAAAAUUGGGACAAGGUGUGACUAGGCUGGUGUUUGAUGGACACUCAUGGGCACAUAUCUUCUGGCCCUCCCCUCCUCUCAUUUGCCCUGGGGAUUUUUGACUCUUACUUCAAAAGUCUGAUUGUGGUGGGGGAUUUUGCCUGCAUUGUUCCGCCUGAUGGCCUGCAGGAAGAUGCUCAGGAUGGAGUAAUGCUCAUCUUCCCCAAGCCAGCCUGCUCAGGGGUUGGACCUGAACUUCUCAAAUCAAACAGAUCCAUGCAGGUCCUGCACAUCUAGGGUCUCAUUUAGGGGUUCCCACAGAAAGUAUAUUGCUCUGAGCCUGGCUCUGGGUCUGGAAUACUGUUGCAUCCUCUGAUCCUCAGGGGCUUCCCAGAAAGUGUAGAUGGAUUGAACCUCUCUUCAAACGGUACUUACCCCUGUGUUUGCUCUUCUGUGAGUGAAAUGAGUGUUGUUGGGAAAUAAUAGAAGGGCAGAUGUGUAAGAGGGCUAGUGUAGUGGUGGGAUCCCCAUUCAUGAGUGAGCUCAACUCCAGGGUGGACAAAGACCGGAGCAGCCCAACGUGGCUUUGAGAUUAACCCCACUGAGGGCAUGAAGGUGGUCAAGAGACCUUUCUUUGUAGCAGUUCCCAACCCACUUGUUGUUCCAGCAAUCCCCCACACCCCUCAGCUGCCUCUGUUCUCCAUCCCUCCUCCCGUCAGUGAAACAGCUCUGCCAUUCAUUGCCUGAUCUCUAGUUCCUUGCUAAGCCCUCCAUAAUUGCUAAACUACUUUAGCAUGCUGUAGGCCGUGACAAUGAAGGAAAGAAGUUUGUUUUGUAAUUGGAUUAGUGCUGCUGGGAACGUGAUCUUGCACAGAGGUCAGGUUGGAGCUGCACAGCCCUGGAGCCCCAUGCUGCUCUGCCUGGUUGUGGGCCAGCUUGGGUCUAUGCUUGCUCCUGCACAGGACUUUGCUGGCCAAAAGACACAGCACUGCAGGAGGAAGGCAUCCCAGAGGGGUGAAGGGCUGAUUCAGGGCUGAAUUUGAGCCUGCCUUCCUUGGAAAUGGGAAUGUUUGCUGAAACUCUGUUAGCAUCUGCAGUGUCCCUUGCCUGCUAGGAAUGAAGUGGUUUGGUUAGGGUCACGCUUGAUGUGGGCUUCAUCACCUUUCCAAGCAUGAGCCCUCAGGGCUCCUGAACACCAAUAGCUGAUCCUUGUGGGUUUGGGUAAAACCCAUGUAGGCAGUUGUCCAUCAUUGAUGCCCCCUCCCUGCCCCACUGGCCUGCAGAAGUCCUGUUAAACCUAAGCCUGGUGAUUAGAUUAAACCCCAGCCCUACCAGUGAUGCCUGAGUUGCUUGGAUGUUUCUGAGAACAGUGCCCUGAGUCCUGUCUCCAGCCACAGCAAUCUCCAGUGAUGUAGGAGAAGGAUCAAACAAAACCUCAGCUGCCAAAGUUUAUAGCAAAGUGGAGAAAUUUGUUCCCGACCCCUGCAGGCUACCAGCAAAACGUGCAGUGUAGCACAUGUGUUGUGCACACAUAGCACGCACAUAGUGUGGCUGAAUACCUCCUUUCAAAUCUCGUGGAGACCAGCGUGUUUGACGCAAGGGGCAGCUUCAGCUCCUGAUUCAGAGACCACCCUUGCUCAUUUCCUUUGGUAUACUUCCCCAGCAUCAUCUCGAAGCAGUUUCUUGCUCCUGGUGCCCUCUUUGAAGACCAUCCCAAAACAUCUGUGCUCAUAUGCUUCCACCUAAUUUUCAGUCUACACUUGUGAUGAAAUCUCUCAUUUGCACAGUUUUGGAGGGCUGUCUUUAAAGCAGCAUGCUUGGGCAGAUCUUUUGGGUGAGAUCUUCCCAGUGCCUUGCUAUUGAUGCAGCUCUGUCCCUUUUGAAAACAGCCUCACUCUCAUCCCUGAACUGUUUGCUGUUGGUAUUCAUGGGGUCACUCCAUACUAGAGGUGGAGAGAAAGUCCUAGAAAUACCUCUUUGCUCUUUGCUCAGAGACACCCUUGUUAAUACAAACUAUCAUUUACUUGAUUAGCUGGUUCCUCCACUGUAACCAUACUCACCACUCCCAUCAUUGGAAAUUGGUUCCUGUUUCUUCAACCAGCCUAAAUGUGCUGCAUAAUCUUGUCUAAGAAGUUACUUAUGAGAGAAGAUCAUUAAAUUAAACUGACAGAAUGUAUCUGUGAUAAA